AUGGGCUGCAAUCAAUCUAAGGUUAAUGCUGAUAUCAUUGAAUCGGUUACGACUUCUCCGUCCGAGUAUGGGAAAGCGUCAUCAGAUCUUGCCUCUACUGAAAUUAUGGACGGCAAUGAGAAGACAAGCACCAGCAUCCCACCUGCACCGGUGGAAAAUCUCAAUGGAGAAAAAGAGGCUGAUGCCAUUACUGACGAGGAACCGAUGGAGCACUCAAUCGCUCAAAGUGAUGCGAUUGAGGAAUCCGUCGUAAUUGGUGGCGAUAAUGAGCCCUUCGCUGCUGAUGAGGUAUACGUUGCUGCUGAUGAGGUAUCCGUUGCUGCUGAUGAGGUAUCCGUUGCUGCUGAUGAGGUACCCGUUGCUGCUGAUGAGGUAUCCGUCGCUGCUGAUGGGCCUAUCGCAGAUCAAGCGCCCGUUGAUGCUUGCGAAUGUGUUACACUGGAAGUCGACGAAGCACAAGUAGAAUCAGCACCGAUUGUCGAGGUAAACGAAGAACUUGUAGUUGAACCCGAGGUGGAGGUCGAAGAAGUACAUUAUCCAGUAGUCGUAAAAAAGUCUGCUUUAACGAGCGUGGAAGCACCUGUCUGGACAUUUGUUGCUCACAAGGUUUCGUUCAUUGUUGGUGUGGCUUUUUUCAACAUUACCGGCUGCAAUAGUGACGGAGAUGAAGUACAAUUGACCAAGCGAUACUCCGAGUUUAAGGUACUAUAUGACGACAUAAUCAAACUCAUGAGUAGUGAAGACCUGCCUUGUAUGCCCCGAACGUCUUUCCUUCAGAGCCGGAACGAUAAGGCAUUGUUGCAGGAGCGUGAAAAUACUUUCGUCGAGAUGCUCAACGCCAUGGCGCGACACCCAGACGCAUCUCAGAGUGCCUCAUUUCAGGCCUUUCUGGCGUAG
Plasmopara halstedii is the source of this 897-nucleotide messenger RNA. RefSeq lists its product as hypothetical. Bases 1 to 897 code for a protein of 298 amino acids. Gene Ontology annotation, molecular function: phosphatidylinositol binding. Lineage: Eukaryota; Oomycota; Peronosporomycetes; Peronosporales; Peronosporaceae. The transcript has a single exon. The record is from RefSeq and is a predicted model, not a curated record.